UUCUCUUACUCGUUAAUUGAUUGUUCUGGAUCCAAAAAGUUCAUGAUCCAGACCGGACCCCAUCUCCGUCGUCGUACGUUCCUUCCUCCCUGGACAUCUACCUACCUACCUACCUUAGUACCUCCGGAAGUAGCUACCCUUGUCUCAGUAUAUUACAUGUCUGGUUGGCAGUAA
This is a messenger RNA of Neurospora tetrasperma FGSC 2508, 174 nucleotides long. RefSeq lists its product as uncharacterized. NCBI's taxonomy places the organism in Eukaryota, Fungi, Ascomycota, Sordariomycetes, Sordariales, Sordariaceae. The transcript has a single exon. The record is from RefSeq and is a predicted model, not a curated record. The annotation marks the transcript as partial.